Wallemia ichthyophaga EXF-994 is the source of this 1896-nucleotide messenger RNA. Its product is annotated as Ubiquitin-like modifier-activating enzyme ATG7. Gene Ontology annotation, molecular function: Atg8 activating enzyme activity; Atg12 activating enzyme activity. The record is from RefSeq and is a predicted model, not a curated record. The transcript is spliced from 3 exons. Bases 1 to 1896 code for a protein of 631 amino acids. Gene Ontology annotation, cellular component: phagophore assembly site; cytoplasm. Gene Ontology annotation, biological process: C-terminal protein lipidation; protein modification by small protein conjugation; autophagy of mitochondrion. Lineage: Eukaryota; Fungi; Basidiomycota; Wallemiomycetes; Wallemiales; Wallemiaceae.
AUGAAGGAAACAAAUAAAAAUAAAAUCCAGCAAUUCUCACCAAUCAGAUUGCAGAUCUACAAAGAAUUCUGGCACGCACUUUCUUCUUUCAAGCUCAACACCCAGCGGCUGGAUGACGCACCGAUACCAGUCCACGCAGGUUUCAACGCAGGCAGGGCGAUCAUCGAUAACAACACCGGCGACGUCAUUGAUACCCCGGCAUCCCUCCUCCUCGACGGUCUUGGCGGUGUCGACGGCGUCCCUCUCAGCUACGCGGCGCACGGCCACGUCCACAACAUGAACACCAUCGAGGAUUUCAAGCGCUGCGAUAAGACAGCUCUCUUCAACUCCACCCUUGACUCCAUCAAGCUGGCCAAAUCCGUUGACGAUUUGAUCCGCUUCCUCCUCAUCUCCUUCUCAGACAUGAAAAAAUUCACUUUUCACUACCUCGCAGCGACCCCUGCGGUGAUUGAUGGGGGUGCACCGUGGCUGGGGAGCAUGGCUGGGUGCGAUGCUGCUCUGGCACGCGAAAUACAGAGUGUCCAGCCGGCAGGACAGUGGUGUUGGAUUGUUCGCAGGGCAGAUGACGGUGUGCUGAGUGGUGCAUCUGUUGAUGAGUGGGAGGUGUUCCAUCGCGACACUCACUCACAGUCACACACUCACAACCACACUCCCACCAUCGCCUUCAUCGACCCCUCCUCAGGCCACGCGCCCGGAUGGCCACUGCGCAAUCUCCUCUACUACAUCUGCACACGCUUCGGUGCGCGCAAAGUUGACGUCUUUGCCAGCAGAAACACACAUUCUCUCUACGGCACGCUGACCACCGAUGCACGCGCGUACGAGCAAGUAAGUGGGGUGGGAUGGGAGAAAAACAGCUCCACGCAUAAGAUAUCUCCACAGACAAUCGACCUGAGUGCCUCACUCGAUCCAACCAAACUCGCCGACCAGGCGGUAGAACUUAAUCUCAAGUUGAUGAAAUGGCGCAUACUCCCCUCGCUCGAUCUGGACGUGAUCGGUGGGCAGCGCUGUUUGCUGCUGGGGGCGGGUACGCUUGGAUGUUAUGUCGCACGCGGGUUGAUGGCGUGGGGUGUGAGACACAUCACCUUGGUUGACAGCGGCACAGUCAGCUAUAGCAACCCUGUCAGGCAGCCGCUGUUCGAAUUCGAGGACUGCGCAGAGGGCGGGAAGCCCAAGGCGGAGUGUGCGGCGGAGCGCUUACGUAGGAUUUACCCAGGCGUACAGGCAUGCGGUGUGCAGUUGAGCAUUCCUAUGCCAGGUCACCCCUUCCCAACCUCCAGCAAGGCGCGUGUGGAGAGCGAGGUUCACCGCCUUGAUGCGCUCAUCGAUCAGCAUGACUCCAUAUUUCUCCUCACUGACUCCCGCGAGAGCAGAUGGCUGCCAACUCUGUUAGGCAAGGCGCGCAACAAGACGGUCAUAAACGCCGCACUGGGAUUCGACAGCUAUCUCGUAAUGCGUCAUGGCACACCGGUCAACAAACUCGGUUGCUACUACUGUAACGAUAUAGUCGCACCAACAGACUCACUAAGUGAUCGGACACUAGACCAGAUGUGCACGGUCACCAGACCGGGUGUGGCGCCUAUAGCUGCUGCUACUGCCGUCGAGAUGCUGACAUCACUCCUGCAACAUCCACAGCAGAAGCAUGUGGGGAGUACUCGUGCUGGUGGUGAUCAUGUGCACACCGAUGAAUCACUCCUCGGCGUUACUCCUCAUCAAAUUCGCGGCCAGCUCGGUCGGUUUGAUAACGUGCAAAUCACUGGCAUGGCUUUCGACCGCUGCACGGCCUGCUCGGAUGUCAUCCAGGAUGCAUACCACACCCAAGGGAUGGAGAUGAUCAGCAGGGCUAUCAACGAUAGUGACUACCUCGUCAAUAUCAGUGGAUAUAACAAUAGAGAGUGA